GCGCAAUUUUGGUCCAGGUCGCGCUCGCGGCCUCCGCGCGCCUGCCGUUUCAUAGGCUCUGAAUGCGAUUUCUAUUGCUCUACAGAUCGCCAGCUGACACCGCGCUCAAACCGUGCAAGCUGCCAGCUCGUAACCCUCACCUCGGCUGGACCACCGCCUGGCGCGACGCGACGCACCCGUGCGCGACCAGCAGACGAGCGCUACAACAGAAGCCAACCUCGCGGCAGACCAGCGGCAGCACAUAGUAGAAGAAACAACAUAACAUGGCCGCCCCCGCGACGGACCCGCCGCGCAAGCUGCCCUCGAUGUCCGACCAGCAGCAACAGAAUUUGGCGGACGUGCUGCCGAGCGAAGAUCCACUAGAUGCCACUGAUUUUGACCCGGUCGCGUAUCUAAACGUGUUGUUUCCGAACGAGCGGUCCUUGCCGUCGCUCGAACCACGCAUCGAGGACGCCGCGGAACAAGUAUCACAACUAGAUCUGGAGAUUAGUAAAGCGGUCCACGCCCAGGCCGAAGCGGGCGCACGAGCGACGAAGGACAUCGCGACGGCGCGCGAGGCCAUGGCCGAACUUUGCACACGGGUCGCGUCCAUCAAGACCAAGGCCUCGGAGAGCGAGAACUUGGUCAGGGAAAUUUGUGCAGAUAUAAAAGAUCUAGAUCGCGCGAAACGGAAUCUACAGAGAACGAUAACAGCUUUAAAACGGCUCCACAUGCUUCAUGCGGCGUCCGCGCAACUCAAAGACGCGGUAGCACAAAAGAGGUACGGCGAGGCGGCCAACCUGUUAGAUGCCAUCGGCCACUUGGAAACUUAUUUUGCGCCCUUCGGGAACGUGCCACGGGUGGCGUCCUUGUCGCAAGACGUGGAACAGGUGCGUUCUAGGUUAAAACAAGAGGUCUUCGGGGCCUUUGAGAAGGCCUCGAUAUUGUCCGAGAAUAGCACCAUUGAUGGUUUUGAUGCGUAUGGGGGCUUGCGGGACUGCUGUCUCGUUGUCGAUGCUCUGGGUCCUGCGGCUCGAGAAAGGCAGGUCUCGGCCUUUGUGGCGAGGCAAUUGCAGCCCUAUCGAAAACUGUUCCCGAAGGGUGGUGAAGAUUCUACACUAGAAAAUGUGGAUCGGCGCUUCGCCUGGAUCCGGCGAGUGCUCAAGAAGUACCGGGAGACCUACGCCGUCAAACUACCCGCGAAAUGGCGCGUCGAGAAACGAUUAGUAUUAGCGUUUGCAGCAAGAUCACGAGAAAUGCUCCUCGAUGUCCUAUCAUCCGGAGAGAACGAGGGCGUCGCGCCCGUGCUCACAGCUCUCCAGAAAGCCUUGGUCUUCGAGAAGGAGGCCCAGCAGUCGGUGGAAGAUGACGAAGCCGCACUGAGAAGGGAGCCUCCUUCUGAGGAGAGUGAAAUCAACGAGGACCACCUGACCGAUGCGCAGUUACAACGGGUGCAGGAGGACAAGCGAGCCAAAGAGGAAGAAGACGGGCUCGCGAGAACAAAAAUCUUAGGUGCACUGAGUAGUGUUUUUGACCCGUUCAUGGACGGUUAUAUUUCAUUGGAGAAGCAGAAUUUGGAGGAUGUGCUCCAACGGACCGUGUCCGAGGACGCCGUGGACCGGGACGGGGCUCUGCCGGUGCUGGCUUCUUCCGUGCAUGUGUUUGCUUAUAUCAAGACGAGCGUGAGGCGGUGUACCGCGUUAACGACGGGCCAGACCUUCUUUAAACUCCACCGAGCCUUUGGUGAGUGUUUGAAGAGUUAUGCGGCGCGGCUUGGGGGUUUGCUAGAUGUUGUGGACGCGCCGCAACAACAAAAGUCCUCGUCGCGAGGGGCGCGCGUUUUGUUAGAUGCCAUGAAGCGGCAUCAAACCGAGCAGAACGAGUCGGAUGGCGAGGACCUCGCGAUUAAUGAUGCGGAGGCGGCCUGCUACUGUUUGAACACGGCGGAAUACUGCGCCGAGACCGCGGGGCAGCUGGCCGAGAUCGUGCGAGGUAAGAUCGACGACCAGUACCGAGAAAGGGUCGAUCUCACUCAAGUGGAGGACGCGUUCCAUGAUGUGGUUGCCAGAGCGGUCACGAAAGUGGUCGGGGCGUUGGAGACCGCGAUCGCGCCUGCCUUGCGCAAAGCUAAGACCGCAAAAUGGGGCGUCCUCGACACGAUCGACGAAGAAAGCGUGUACGUGGGCGACGUCGUGAAGGCGAUCAAGCGGGUGGCGCCCGCGGUUAGGGCGUUGCUGUCUCCUCUAUACUUCCGCAACUUUUGCGACAAGUUUGCUUCCGCGUUUUUCGCGAAAUAUUAUGAUCUCAUAAGAACCCAAAAACGCAUCAACGAGAUGGGCACGCAUCAGUUAUUGUUGGAUCUGCAUUCCCUGAAGCCCGCUCUGUUGGCACUGCCAACCAUGGGAGACGAGUCAUCACCUCCGGCGCCGGCCGCGUACAACAAAUUUAUACUAUCAGAGAGCGCCAAGGUCGAAACUUUACUAAAACUCGUGGGCACGCCGACGGACGCGUUGGUGGAGCGCUUCAAGAUUAUGUGGCCUGACGGCUCCGAGAAAGACCUGGCGCGCGUGUGCGCUGUGAAAGGCAUGAAGCGCGCCGAGAUCGCGUUCACGCUCGAGACGUUUGGGGCCGACGCGGCGACUGCUAGAUCUGCGGCCGAGGAGCAGGUCCGAUCGCAGAGCCCGCCGCCGGCCGCGGCGUCGUCCAACGACCUGUCCGAGCGGCUCCGGCUCGGCGUGUCGUCGCUGUCGACGUUCGGGAGGAGCUAGUAAGAAAC
Molecule: messenger RNA, 2755 nt
Organism: Pelagomonas calceolata
Lineage: Eukaryota; Pelagophyceae; Pelagomonadales; Pelagomonadaceae
Source: the annotation of a GenBank genome assembly